Molecule: messenger RNA, 2484 nt
Organism: Podospora pseudopauciseta
Lineage: Eukaryota; Fungi; Ascomycota; Sordariomycetes; Sordariales; Podosporaceae
Exons: 2
Coding region: 520-1911 (463 amino acids)
Source: RefSeq, a predicted model, not a curated record
ACCUUUCGGACGGCAAAUUGUGCGAAUCUUUCGUGGAGCUCCACGACACCGCGCGCCUUCCAACAGCCCCUUCACCGUUCCCACCACCUCACCUGGCGGAAAGAGCAGCUGCCUCGCUUUGCCAGCGAAAGAGAAAACAUGUUCCGAGACCACGCCUACAACUCGAUGAAUUCUUUUGCAGGAGGUAGCAACAGAGGGUUCACCUACAGGCCCCGUGGCAGCGGUAUGUCCAACCUCCAUUCUUCUCCUCGCCAUCUCGACACCAGCACUUAUCCACGCGUCACCCUCUCACUCCCCAAUCUCAGUUCCCACACAUCAUUCUUCAAUCUUCGACUCUUCCGUACAGUUCGAUAAUUAUUUCAUCCCCCGAGAGAAAAAGAAAUUCGUUCGAUUUGAAACUGGUGCUCUCAAAACCACAUCUGAUCCACCUUCGAGCUCGUUCAUCACCCAUCACAUUCACACCCUCUCGCUCUGGAUCUUCUUUUCUGCAGCUUGAUUGCCAAAAUACUCACCGUCUCAAUGGAUGUAGCUUCAUCGUGUUCCAAGAUCUCCAUGACCGCAGCUGCAGACGUGGAAGCCAAGAAGCAACCAACCUACACCACGGUGGGUUCCAUUUACAACCCCAGCGCAGCAGCCCCCAUUCAGGCGCCCACCAGACGGCCAAGAAUUAGGAGAUUCCCCCAACCCCCGGAGUCCCCUUUAGGAGACCCGUUCGACUUCACAGAUCCCUUGAGGGCCCUUCUGAAGGAGAAAUCACCUCCGUCUCCGCCUACUACGGCCGCCGUGCUGAAGCAGUAUACGCCUCUCCAGCAGAAUUACGAUCGUGCCCUCAGCCCCAUCAACGAACAGGAGUACCUCGCUAUGACGAUGCCUCCUCAAUUUCGUCGUUCUGAGAUUCCAUCUCCUCUAUCUUCUACCACGUCUGACAUUGGAUUUGGAAGAGAUAGGCCCACAGUCAACCCUGCUGGUCUUCCUUCCACUGCUUCAUCCGGACCCCCUCGGCCACUGACGGCAGGGCCUCCAGGCGUGCGUCAGUUCAAGCGGAAUGGUUUUGAUCCAACAACCUCUUCUGUGCGCAUCGGCCGUUUGGAAAGCCAAAACGAAACUUCGGCGGCCCGUCCCCUCUUUCCAAUCGGGCACCAGACUAAACCUUCCAUCAUCAGACAGCCUUUUCAGGCUGGCGUCAACUACAUGGCUCUCCGUGAUGGAGACAUCAGGGGGCAUGAUGCAGAGCAUCCGAGCCAGCUGCUUCAGCACAAUUUGUCUGGGAAUUACGGUUCAAAUGCCCAGCAGUCGCGCGCCUCCCCCGACUUGCGGCGAUCUUCUUCGAGCACCCCAUUUCGACCAAGUGACCCGGACCCAAAGAAAGGCCCUGUGCACGAUACUCUUCCUCCCGAAAAGGCAAUGGAGUACUUUCCAGCAGGCUUCCCGUCCAACUAUGAUGGGCAGUACACCCCUCGUCCGGCGGUGCCUUCAAAAUUUUCCCCUUUGGACCAAGAAUCGCAAAAGCAGACACAAAAUCAGUUGGACAAACAGGACCAGCAGAUACAUGAUCCAACGAAUGGCCGCGUGCAGAGACCAAUUGGAGCCAUCGGGGCCGAGCGUGAGCGACGCCGGAACGCCAUCGACAAAGCUGUUUCUUGCAAGCUCGACAACGAGGACACCACCAAGAUGGACAGCAAUGAGUAUGCGAAGCCUCUGUUGGACAGGACCUAUGAUGCUCUCCUGAAGUAUCGGGAUUCCGGAAGGUCGGCUUGCCCGUCAAAUGGCUGGCAUCCACAGUUUGCAGAGCCAGACGAGUCGCUGUUUGACCACUCGCCCGAGGGCAACAACAGCUUCUUUGACGAUCCUAGGAUGGAGGCUCCCAAGAAGAAGAAAGUUGCCAAGCCCACCCGAAAACUCGGAUACUAAGUCAUUCUUCUAUCACGAUAUUCAGCAAUGGUCAACAGGUCUUUGGUUCAUUAUGGGGCAGGGUCCAUGGGGACUGAUGGGUUGCUUUUUGUGUUGUUCUUUUGCAGUUUUGCGGUUUUGUUGCUUCUUUGCAUUUUCUUCCAACAUUUGGAAUCUCUUUCAGGCAUGCAUGGCUUUUUGGGAAAUCGGCAGGAAGUAAGGCGAAAAAAGGGAGGAUAGCAACAAACAGGCAGAUGAAUAUUUCAUUCUGGGGAUGGGUGACCACUGACAAGUUGGCGUUGCAUUUUUGGGCUGGAAAUACUUGGCAAGGGGGUUAUGGUCGUUUUUGGAGAACACGGAACAUUAACAAAUGGGGGUUUAGUGGUGAAGGGAUGGGGUCAGGGAUAGCUCGGUGGAGUUUGGGAAGGCAACAGGAGAGUGGGAUGUUGAUUUCGUCGACAUCCUGGAGUGUGUAUCAUGUUUGUAUUCGAUGAUCAUUAUGAGCGGAAUUUUGUAAAUCCUGUUGGUAGUUGAUAUCUCUGGUUCGUCUUGAUACCAGCCGGGACUAUCUUAAUUGGACUUGUAUUAUGCCGA